Diabrotica virgifera virgifera (western corn rootworm) is the source of this 2159-nucleotide messenger RNA. Its product is annotated as lactosylceramide 4-alpha-galactosyltransferase. Gene Ontology annotation, molecular function: alpha-1,4-N-acetylgalactosaminyltransferase activity. The transcript has 4 exons. Bases 270 to 1328 code for a protein of 352 amino acids. Gene Ontology annotation, biological process: glycosphingolipid biosynthetic process. The record is from RefSeq and is a predicted model, not a curated record. Lineage: Eukaryota; Metazoa; Arthropoda; Insecta; Coleoptera; Chrysomelidae.
CUACCACUCCAGAGUUCACGGUUCGAAAUACAAAAAUACCCGCAACAGUUAACAGUUUCGUGAUGAGUAAAUUUUAGUAGCUUUGCGUAAUUUUUAAUAUUUAAUGUGAUAGUAGUCGGUCUGCUGUGACUAUAUGAUGAUAAAAUUGUCGUUUAUGUGUUUCAAAGUGUUACUUUUUAGUGUUUAUUGCCAUUUGCCAUGGGAGCUUAAAAUAGAAAAUUGAUCUUCCAUUUGGCCAAAAUUACUUAGAAGAAAGAGUUACUAUCUAAAUGUUUAUUAAAAGAUGGACGAAGUAUUGGAGAUAUUUUGCUGUAGCAGCCCUGAUUGUAAUACUAUUAAAACUUAUGUCCCAACCAAGAGAUAACAUCAGCUGCUACCGUCGCAAAGAUAUGGAGUCCCUCCCUGAUAUUUCGACGGUAGAACCCAGAAAAGGAAAAUCGAUAUUUUUCCACGAGACUUCGUGUAACUCAGCAGCCAAAGAGAAAAUCCUUAUCACGGCACGUGAGGGAUGUGCUGUUGAGAGUGCAGCGAAGGCAAAUCCGAAUUUUGAUGUUUACUUACUUUAUACCUCACCAGGUGUGUUCAGAUUUGAAGGAGACGAAUCAGAUGAGAUUCUUAAAGCUUUAAUGAGUUAUAAAAAUGUUAAAAUUAUGCAUUUAGACUAUGAGAAGUAUACGAAUGGUACGCCCGUAGAGGAAUUGUAUAAAUCUGGUAGGCUAGAAGGAUCCAAAUUUGUGGUUAGUCACGCUAGCGAUGUACUUAGAUACCUCACACUGUGGAAAUACGGUGGCAUUUACUUAGAUUUAGAUGUAAUUGUUAUAAAAUCUUUAGAAGAUCUGAAACCCAAUUAUGCUGGACUGCAAUCUCGUUUUGACGUUGCCGCAGGUGUAGUAAGUUUUGAUGCCGACAGCAUAGGCCACCUAAUGGCAGGAAAAUGUCUAAAUGAUCUCAAAAGAAAUUUUAAUGGAAAUAAUUGGGGAAACAACGGACCAGGAGUUAUUACAAGAUUGCUGAUCGAUUUGUGCAACAUAAAAAAUCAUAGAAAAAAAAUGGACAUAGCUUCAAAAAUGUUAAACAAGCACUGUGGAGGAUUCACUGUUUUCGAGCCGGAAGUCUUCUACCCAGUGCGAUAUGAAGACUGGGAUUUUUAUUUCGAUGAAUCCAAAUUGAACUACAUCAUUUCACAUACCAACAAGGCUUAUGCCAUUCACAUGUGGAACAACUUAAGCAAAAAGACGAAGCUUCGGUUAGAUUCCAAGGCACCGUAUUUAUAUUAUGCCAAAAAGCAUUGUCCAAGAGUAAUUAGUGCAUUAAAGGAUGAAUUUUGAGAUUAUAAAAAUGUACCUCAUUGGUGGAAACUGGUACUAAGUAUUUUAUAAAUGCUUGGUACUACAAUUUUUUAAAGUUUAUAUGUUUGAUGUAGUAUUAUAAUUAUUACAAUAGCACAACAUAUAUGUUUCCAUCACACCAUGUAUUUCGACUGUUGAUCCCAACAAGAGUAUUGAGAGACAAGAAUAUUGAGAGAGUAUUAGUCACACGUUAAACUCAUAUUUUAUUUCCCUCUAUUUAUGUGUCAUUUAGAUCACUAGACUGGGUUACAUGACUGGUCUAUCCAACGAAUUUGUUGAUGAUUUACCCUGCAUCUGCAAUCUUCAAUGGUUCGUCUGGGCAGACUGCAAUUGCGCGCAGGCAGCGGUCAGGGUUCUCAACAGGGUGUCUAAGCCAAUGGUGCAAUUGCGCGCACGUCUUUAAAAAGGUAUGCUGUGAUUGCGCGCAAAGUCGUAAAUUAUAGUAAACGGAAGUUUUAUUUACUUCUUAUUCGUUUUGAACGGAAAUUUUGCUAAUUUUAAAAAAUUAAGAUAAUAACAAGUGAAUACUACAUUGAAAUAGUUGUGAUAAAAAAACUAAAUAGUGUUUCUUUUAUAAUUAAUAUUUAUUGUAUUAAAUAAUGUACAUAUGUAUACAUUAUUAAAUACUGUGUGUCUCUUUAAAGUUAAAUAUUUAUUUUAUUUGUGAUACAAAAAUAACCAAUGUAAUGUAAAUGUAUUAGGUGUAGGUACUUGAAUGAAUGAAUAAAAUAACAUAGGUAUAUCUAUGAAAUCUUUAUUAGACGAGGAUACCCUAUUAUAAUAUUGAUUAAUUAAUUAAAAAAUUAAUAU